AUGACCCUUGAAGUCUCUCCUUCUCCCAACUUUCACCCCCCCUCCUCUCCUCCUCCCAAAGUCUCGCCUCCCUCCUCUCUUCCCCUCCCCUUUCCUCAUCCGUCCUCGUCCCCUCCCUCCUUGUCUCCUCCCUCGCUUCCUCUGCACUCCUUUCCUCCUCCAUCCUUCGUACCUCAACCGCAUUAUUGCCCCUUGUCCCCCACUCCGUCUCUCCCACCACUCUCCUUAGCACUCCACAUCACAUCCCCCCCACCGCCACUCCACAAUCCCUCACUCCCCCGCCUCUCCUCCCUCCUCCUCCGCUGCUCCAGCCCCGGUUCCUUCCCCUCCCACAGCCUCUGUGCCUCCUCGAAAGCACGCGAUCGCCUCUCCUCCCUCCUGCGCUGCUCCAGCAGCGAACCUGUUCCCUCCCAUGCCAGUAUCGCCGCCGCUACCUGCUGUGAGCUCGCGCCUACCAGGGAUUCAUAUACUGCCGAAGAAUUGGCUUGGGUUGCCGUGAGUGGAGCAGGAGAAGCAGGAGCAGCAGCAGCAGCUGCCGCCGCUACCUGCUGUGAGCUCACGCCUACCAGGGAUUCAUAUACUGCUGAACUUGCCACCGGUGAAGGUGCAGCAGGUGCACCAGGAGUAGAAGCAGCAGGAGCAGCAAGAGGAGCAGGAGGGGCAGCAGGAGCAGGAGGGGCAGCCGGAGCAGGAGAAGCAGCAGGAGCAGGAGAAGCAGCAGGAGCAGGAGAAGCAGCAGGAGCAGCAAUGGCAGCAGGAGCAGCAGGAGCAGCAAUGGCAGAAGGAGCAGCAGGAGCAGCAAGGGCAGCAGGAGCAGCAGGGGAAGCAGAGGCAGGAGAAGCAGCAGGAGCAGGAGGAGCAGCAAGGGAAGCAGGGGCAGCAGGGGCAGUCGAGGCAGGAGAAGCAGAAGAAGCAGCAGGAGCAGCAGGAGCAGAAGCAGAAGCAUAUCUAGGAGAAAAAGCAGCAGCUACCUGCUGA
Messenger RNA from Closterium sp. NIES-65, 978 nucleotides. NCBI's taxonomy places the organism in Eukaryota, Viridiplantae, Streptophyta, Zygnematophyceae, Desmidiales, Closteriaceae. The record is from the annotation of a GenBank genome assembly.